Phycomyces blakesleeanus NRRL 1555(-) is the source of this 894-nucleotide messenger RNA. RefSeq lists its product as hypothetical. The coding region runs from base 1 to 894 and encodes 297 amino acids. The transcript is spliced from 4 exons. NCBI's taxonomy places the organism in Eukaryota, Fungi, Mucoromycota, Mucoromycetes, Mucorales, Phycomycetaceae. The record is from RefSeq and is a predicted model, not a curated record.
AUGAAUUUGCAAAACUGGAACAAUACCAACCGCAGAGACAGCAAGCUUUGGAACAAAGAUGGUGUAAAUGGAGGUCCAUCUUCUAUUACCAUCCUUGUUCUCUGGCUUUCUGAGGAAGCCAACUACAGGCAUUGGAAAGGAAGCAAUGCUGGUGGGAUCACAAAGGAGACGCUGUGCUCAGAAAUCAAGGAGAGAUUUGCUGAGCAUGGCAUCUACCAUUGCAAGAAUGUAGGCAUUCAAUUAAAGAUCCAGAGUCUUCACAAAACGUACCAUGAGACUUAUCAGUUUCUGCACGCAACAGGGCAGGGUAUCGAAAACAGUUUUGAGAAAGACGAGAUGUCAGAGAAGGAGGUUGCCUCAACCAUAAGAGAGACAAUGAUAAGAAAGUAUCAGUACUUUUAUGACCUGGAGCCUGUGAUGAGUGACAGACCAUCUGUCAUUCCUCCCUUUCCCAUGUCCUUCAAUAAGGAAGCUGAUGUUGAUAGUGCCUUCUCUCUUGACACAUUUGACACGUUUGACAAUGCGGAAGUCCUUAUGAAUGGCAGACAGAAGAUUGGCAAGUCGAGCAGCUCUGCUCAAAGGAGACCAUUUUCCGCAACCUUUCACACCACAUUAAACCACUCUGAGAAGAAGGUCUGCAAGACCAUUGAUACUGGCAUUGUGGGCAUAGUCCGCAUGGCAGAAGAUAUGCAAAGGGAGAAGGUUCAGCAGAUCCAGCAGAACUUUGCUGCUGAAGAGAGAAGGGUGGCCAUAGAGGAGAUAAGAGCUCUCACUGAGAGAAUUAGGGAAGACAGUGAGAGUGCCCAGCAUCAGGAAGCCCUUAUCCAGGCAUUAUCUGCUGCUGGGUUCUUGAAGGAAGAGAUUGCCAAGCAGUUGAAGCAAAACCCAAAAUAA